Entamoeba histolytica HM-1:IMSS is the source of this 3120-nucleotide messenger RNA. Its product is annotated as receptor protein kinase, putative. The transcript has a single exon. Gene Ontology annotation, molecular function: ATP binding; protein kinase activity. Gene Ontology annotation, biological process: protein phosphorylation. The coding region runs from base 1 to 3120 and encodes 1039 amino acids. The record is from RefSeq and is a predicted model, not a curated record. Lineage: Eukaryota; Evosea; Mastigamoebida; Endamoebidae.
AUGAUUGAAUCUUUCUUCCUUCUUUUAGUUUUGUUUAAAAUUCAUUCAUUUGCUCAAUGUAGUUAUGGAUGUUCUGAUAAAUGUAUUGCUUUAUUUACAUGUAAUACAUGUAAAGAUGGUUCUUGUCUUAAUUGUAUUAAAAAUGAAGUUAAUUUUAAAGAAAUAUAUUUACAAAAUGGAACAAAAUGUCAACGAUUCGAUAAAAUAAUUUCGAAAACAAAUUGGCUUCCUUCUAAUUUAAUUCAAAUAAAAAAUGGAGAAUAUAAAGUAUUAAAUAUUAAUGAGUCGAGUUAUAUUGAUUAUGGUCCUUGUUCAUUUCCAAAUAAUAAAUAUCGAUUAUCUCAAUGGGUUGCAAUAAAUAUGUCUUCAUUUCAAAUAAAUAAAAUUAUUGUUAUUUCAAUAAAAAGAAAAAAUUAUAACAAUUUAGAUUUUAAUCCUAUUCUUUAUAUCGAUUCUACAAAUUCAUUAUCAAAUACUUCAUUUCCUUAUUGUUUUACAAGAACAAAACUUUCUAAUGAAUCAGCUUCAAUUUCAUUUCCUAAUCUUUUCAAUUCUAUUCCAUUUAUUUAUCUUUAUUUUUCUAUUGAUGGUAUUAAUUCAAUUCAAUUUGAAGUAUCUGUUUCUGAUCAAUUAAAGAAUAUUACAAUUCCAUCUUUUCAUUUAUUUGAAAAUCAAACUACUCAAAUGUAUUUUAAUACUACUCUUCAAUAUUCAUUUACUUUUGAUUUAAUACAACAAAGUCAUUAUAGAUUAAUUAAUUGUAUUAAAACAACUUUAAUAAAAAUUGCAUUAAUUACAAUAGAAAUGAAUGGAGAUUAUACUUUAAUUAUUGAUUCAUUACAUGAUGAUAAUGAUCUUUUUCUUAUUGAAAUAAAUCCUUUAACAGAAAAAUGUAUAAAUAUUUGGUUUGGAAAACAAUAUUCUUUUGAUACUUUAAAUAAUCAACGUGGUUUAUUUAUUUCUUUAAAUGCUUCUCUUUCUUUAAAAAGAAGAACAUUUUUUAUUGGAACAAAAAAUCAUUUAUAUAAUCCAAUAAUAACAUUUAAAGUAAUUUGUCCUGAUCAUUGUAAUCAAAAAUAUGGAAAUGGAUAUUGUUCUAAAUAUGAUAGUAAAUGUAUUUGUAAUGAAAGUUUUGGAGGAAGUGAUUGUCAUAAAAAGUGUUGGUAUAAUAAUCAAUGGACAAUAGGAAAUGGUGAAGGAUUUUGUUAUUUUGGUGAACUUCAUUGUAAUGAAUUUUGUAUUUGUGAAGAAGGAUAUAUUAAUUUUAAUCAUUAUUGUAUUACACAAACAUGUUUAGAUAAUAUAAAAGAUCAUAAUAAAGGAAUUGAAUGUAUUAGAGGGAAUUUACAUUGUUUAAAUAAUUGUUCAUGUGAAAAUGGAUAUACUAAUAUUUCAUCAUUUGAAUGUAUAAAAAAUGAAUGUGGAAAUGGAGAAUUAGAUGAAGGAGAAGAAUGUGAUUCAGUCCCAAAUUGUAAUAUUUAUUGUAAAUGUAAUGAAGGAUAUAUUAAAGAUACAAUCAAAAAUAAAUGUAAUGAUAUUCAAUUAGAAUGGUGGAUAUAUAUAAUUAUUUGUAAUGGAAUUAUUUUAUUAUUUAUUAUGUUUAUUAUUAUUGUUAUUCUUUUAUCUCAUUACCUUUUUAAAUCUAAAAGAAAAGAUAAUAAUGAAUAUAUUCAACAACAACCAAUGUAUUAUCUUAAUCUUACUCAUUCUAAAAAUUUAAAUAUAUUUGGUUCUAAAACAUUAAUUAAAUAUUCUCUUCAUCCUCAUAACUUGGAUUUUGGAAAUAAAACUAGUCCUACAAAAAUUCAUGAAACUCAUUUUCAAUCUAUUAAAAUACAAAAUAAAUCAAAUACUAAAUGGAUGAUGAUAAUAUUUCAUACAACAAAUACUCCUAAAUUUAUUAUUCAUUUCAAUCCUCAAGUAAUAUUUCUUCAUCCUUUUAAUAAUUCAAUUAAAAUUAACGUUUCUUUAACACUUAAUUGUACAACAAAAAUAAGAAAUACAAAAAUUCCAUAUACUGUUUGGUUUUCUUCAUCAAAAAAGACUUUACAAUGUAUUGAAUUAUUAUUAAAAAAUAAAACAAUUGAAACUUGGACUCAAAAUAAUCAACUUGAACUUUUUUAUUAUUUACGUUCAAUUCCAAUUAGAUAUCAUAGUAAUUUAAUAAUUAAAACUGAUGCUGAAUCAUCAUUAUCAUUAGACCUUGAUGAAUUAAAUAUUCAUGACACUAUAUAUUCAGAAUCAAAUUAUGUUCAUAAUUAUAUUGGAUAUUAUCGUGCUGUUCCUGUUUUUAUUAAACAAUAUCGACAAUCAGAUUAUUCUCAACAACAAUGGCAAUUAUUAAAAUAUGAAAUUAAUUUACAAUAUAUAACAUUAAGCAAAUUAAGAAAUCCAUUUAUUGUUAAUUUUAUUGGUUCUGUUAAUUAUACUAAAGAUAUUUAUAUUAUUACUCAAUUCUUUAUAUUAGGUUCUUUAAGUCAAUUUAUUCAAAAUAAUUCUAAUGAAAUUAUAUUAAAAUUACCUUUUAAAUUAAAAAUUAAAAUAAUGAAAGAUAUUGCUAAAGGAGUACAAUUUCUUCAUUAUAAUAAUAUUCUUCAUCUCAACUUAAAACCAAAUAAUAUUUUAUUAAAUUCUUUAUUUGAUAUGUCAAAUUGUUGUGUUAAAGUUACUGAUUAUUGUUCAUCACCUAAAUUACUAACUAUUAGAGAAUUAUUAAAUCAAUCAAGUAUUUAUUAUAAUGCACCUGAAAUUUUUGAACAUUACUUUUAUAAACAAAGUGAUUCUUUUUCAUUUUCUAUUAUUUGUUGGGAACUUUUUUAUCAACAAAAGUAUUUCAACAAAAAUUUCAAUUAUCAAAAACCUAAAAAAAAUAUUCCUGUCUUUGUUCGUCCUCAUUUUGAUGAUUCAAUUCCUUUUCCUUUAAAAAAUCUUAUUCAACUUUGUUGGAAACAAAUUUAUACUGAACGUCCUUCUUUUGAUUUUAUUGUCAAUAGUCUCAAUUCUAUCUUUCAUACCCCUAACAAUUAUGAAAUGUUAGAUAAUGAAGUUGAUUGUAUUGCUUUAUCUGAUUUUAUUAAUGAAAAACAACAACAAUUUUGUUUCGAAAUGAUGAUUCAUUGA